This is a messenger RNA of Cladophialophora yegresii CBS 114405, 1173 nucleotides long. RefSeq lists its product as uncharacterized. The record is from RefSeq and is a predicted model, not a curated record. The transcript has a single exon. NCBI's taxonomy places the organism in Eukaryota, Fungi, Ascomycota, Eurotiomycetes, Chaetothyriales, Herpotrichiellaceae. Gene Ontology annotation, biological process: carbohydrate metabolic process. Bases 1 to 1173 code for a protein of 390 amino acids. Gene Ontology annotation, molecular function: hydrolase activity, hydrolyzing O-glycosyl compounds.
AUGUCCAACCAAACCAUCUCCGACCAAGACACGCCCGACCCAUGGAUGAUCUCGCACGGGCCCAACUUCUACCUGACAUUCACGGCAGGUGAUCGCAUCGAGAUCUGGCGGUCCCCCAACAUGGAGAAUUUCCGCUCCUGCGCACGGACCGUCGCCUGGCGUCCCGGGCCCCCGGAGCAUCCGUGGUUCGUCGACCUAUGGGCGCCGGAACUCCACCACCUCAACUCGACAUGGUACGUCUACUUCACCGGCGCAAAACCGCGCAACGGACCAGGCACCUACAAUGCGGACCGAAGGACACUCAUCCUCCGAAGCAGGUCGCAUGACCCGAUGGAGGCCGGGGCGUGGGAGUUCCUAGGCCAGCUACGCGGGCUGCCCGACCACUGGAACAUCGACCUCACGGUGUUUCACCUCCCGCACACGGGCAGGCUGUAUUGCUGCUACUCGGGUUGGCCCAUGGGCGACUUCUCAGACAGACAGCAGGACUUGUUCCUCGCGGAGAUGGACGGGCCCGAGGCUGCGAAGCAUGAGACCGUGGUGUGCAUUUCGCGGGCAGAACUCCCCUGGGAGAGGGCCGACCAGGACACACACGGCAUCAACGAGGGGCCUGCGUUCGUGGGCGUGAGCGUCCCGCCGUCGGCAGGGUCGGGCCCCACGGUGUUUCAAGGCAUAGUCUACAGCGCCAACGGCAGCUGGACAAGCGACUACCGGCUUGGGAUCCUACAAUUGAUAGACUCGGCCGACCCGUUGAAGCAGAGUUCCUGGAGGAAACGGCCCACUCCGUUGCUCGUUAGUGACAGGCAACAUGGCGGGCCUUUCGGGCCCGGACACGCCAGUUUCAUUUCUUCGCCCCAUGGUGACGGCCGCGUGUAUUGCAUCUAUCAUGCCACUGAGCAUUUCGAUCAGGGUUGGGCCAACCGUAAGGCUCGCGUGUUGUGUUUUGAUGCCCAGCAUUUCCACCCGCAAGCCCCGACCAUGUGUUGUGCUUUGGCUCUUACGGGACAGUGGAGUGGCGGGGCGGCGAUUUCGAAUUUCUCAUCGCCAGCACCGGCACCGGCACCGGCACUAUACCAGCACCAGCAGAUGCAGUCUGGUCACGGUCACGGACAGAGAAAGAGUCUAAUUGACAAGAUCGGCGACAAGAUAUUGCAGAAGUUGCGAGAGUUUGCUUGA